UCUCUUUCGCUCUCUGCUCGUGUAUGUGUGUGUGUGUGUGUGUGUGCAGACAGGAGGUGGAGGUGGAGGCAUGCAGAGCAGCAGCAGUAUGUAGCAGCAGCUCCAGGUGCUGCUGCGCGCACGUCGCCUCCCUCACGCGCUCCUCCUCCUCCUCCUUCAUCCUUUUCUCCUGAACGCAUCGCCCGCACAGGCAUUUCCGGGGAUUAUAAUUUUCGGGUUUGUGUGUGUGUGUGUGUGUGUGUGUGAGAGAGACAGAGAGAGAGAGCGAGAGAGAGAGAGAGAGAGAGAGUGUGUGAGAGGAUUAAUUUAUUUCAAGGACUCAGUGUGUGUGUGUGUGUGUGUGUGUCCAUGCUCGUUGAACGAGCCUCGUCUCUUCAGACUGAAUCAUGGCGAGCGACUCCCCGGCGCGGAGUCUGGAUGAGAUAGACCUGUCUGCACUACGGGAUCCAGCUGGUAUCUUUGAGCUGGUUGAACUGGUUGGUAAUGGAACCUACGGACAGGUCUACAAGGGUCGCCAUGUCAAGACAGGACAACUGGCUGCCAUCAAGGUCAUGGACGUCACUGGAGAUGAGGAGGAGGAGAUUAAAGCAGAGAUCAACAUGUUGAAGAAGUACAGUCACCACAGAAACAUCGCCACCUACUACGGAGCCUUCGUGAAGAAGAAUCCUCCAGGGAUGGACGACCAGCUCUGGCUGGUGAUGGAGUUCUGCGGUGCCGGCUCCGUCACAGAUCUGAUCAAAAACACCAAAGGGAACUCACUGAAGGAGGAGUGGAUCGCCUACAUCUGCAGAGAGAUCCUGAGGGGUCUGACUCAUCUCCACCAGCACAAGGUCAUCCACAGGGACAUCAAAGGUCAGAACGUGCUGCUGACUGAGAACGCUGAAGUUAAACUGGUUGACUUCGGUGUGAGUGCUCAGCUCGAUCGUACGGUCGGCCGGCGGAACACAUUUAUCGGGACACCAUAUUGGAUGGCUCCGGAGGUCAUCGCCUGUGAUGAGAAUCCUGACGCCACGUACGACUUCAAGAGUGAUCUGUGGUCUCUCGGCAUCACAGCCAUAGAAAUGGCAGAGGGAGCUCCACCUCUGUGUGACAUGCACCCGAUGCGAGCGCUCUUCCUCAUCCCCAGAAACCCCGCCCCCAGACUCAAGUCUAAAAAGUGGUCAAAGAAGUUCCAGUCGUUCAUCGACAGCUGCCUGGUGAAGAGUCACAGUCAGAGGCCGAGCACCGAUCAGCUGCUCAAACACCCGUUCAUCAGAGAUCUGCCCAACGAGCGGCAGGUCCGCAUCCAGCUCAAAGACCACAUCGACCGCACCAAGAAGAGGAGGGGGGAGAGGGAUGAGACAGAGUAUGAAUACAGCGGCAGCGAGGAAGAGGACGAGGAGAGAGACAUUGGAGAACCGAGCUCCAUCAUCAACAUCCCCGGCGAGUCGACACUGAGGCGGGACUUCCUGCGUCUCCAGUUGGCCAAUAAGGAGCGGUCGGAGCUGAUCCGGCGGCAGCAGCUGGAGCAGCAGCAGAAUGAGGAACACAAGCGCCAACUGCUGGCCGAGAGGCAGAAACGCAUCGAGGAGCAGAAAGAGCAGAGGCGACGACUGGAGGAGCAACAGCGCCGCGAGCGCGAGCUGAGGAAGCAGCAGGAGCGCGAGCAGCGGCGGAGGUAUGAGGAGAUGGAGCAGCUCCGCCGGGAGGAGGAGAGGAGGCACGCUGAGAGAGAACAGGUGAGAGGACACCUGACCCAACCACCGGACGUCACGACAUCACAGGAGUAUAUCCGUAGACAGUUGGAGGAGGAGCAGAGGCAGCUGGAGAUCCUGCAGCAGCAGCUCCUGCAGGAGCAGGCCUUACUGCUGGAGUACAAGAGGAAGCAGAUCGAGGAGCAGCGUCAGGCUGAGCGUCUGCAGAGGCAGCUGCAGCAGGAGCGCGCGUACCUGGUGUCUCUGCAGCAGCAGCAGGAGACGCCAGCACAGCGCCCCCCGCAGGACAAGAAGCAGCUGUACCACUACAAGGACCAGGCGCCGAGCAGCAACGACAAACCCGCCUGGGCCAAAGAGGUGAUGCGUCGAGCUCAGAGCAACUCGCCGCGCAUCCCACCCAAGAAAUACCACUCGUUCAGGGAGGCCCGGCACGUCAACCUUGACAACCUCCUGCGACUACCGGGCUACAAGCCACGCCCCCGCCCGCCCUCAUACCCCGCCCACGUCAGCCCGUCCAGGGACCACCCCAAUGUGCCUCGAAUCCGCGUCACAUGCGUCCCCGAGCGCAGCCUCACCCCCGACUACCCUCGGCCACUGAUGCGCCGCCAUAGCCCUGAGUACAGGGGGCGGAGCCCGGACUCCAGGGGGCGGAGCCCCGGCCGCCGGGUGGAGGAGUUUUAUAAGAUGAACAGACAGACUUCUCCUGCGUUGCAGCACAAAGUGUCCAACCGGAUCUCGGACCCGACGCUGCCGCCACGUUCCGAGUCCUUCAGCAGCGGAGGCAUCCAGCAGGCCAGGACUCCGCCCAUGCACCGCUCCGUCGAACCACAGAUGGCACACCUGCUGCAGGUCAAGGGUCAUGGCCUCUCGGGCUCUCAGUCCCUGUAUGACCCUCACGGUGUGUCCUCCUCUUCCUCCUCCUCCACCUCGGCGUCGCCCUCCCCCUCCCGGCCUCCCAUGCCCCGGCAGAACUCAGACCCCACCUCUGACACCCCACCUGCCCUGCCCCUCUCCCGCCUGGCGCCCCCCCUCGACAAGCUGGACCGCAGUUCAUGGCUGCGGCAGGACGAUGACAUGCCCCCCAAGGUUCCUCAGAGAACGACCUCCAUCUCUCCUGCGUUAGUGAGGAAGAACUCCCCGGGAAAUGGACCUGGCCUCGGUCCUCGGGCCGGAGCUCACCUCAUACGAGCCAGCAACCCCGACCUGCGGAGGAUCGACGUUUCCAUGGAUACGCCCCUAAAGAGGACGAGCAGUGGCAGCUCGUCCAGCUCCAGCACGCCCAGCUCCCAGGGAGGAUCCAACGAGCGCGGUCAUUCAGCCAAUCAGACUGAAGGCUCCACACUUUCAUCACAUGACACCAAAGACGAUGGCAGAGAGGUGACACGACCGAGUCGACCUGCAAGCUAUAAGAAAGCUGUAGAUGAGGAUCUCACGGCUUUGGCCAAAGAGCUGCGGGAGUUGCGUCAGGGGGAGGAGUCAAGCCGGCCGCCCGCCAAAGUCACCGACUACUCGUCGUCCAGUGAGGAUUCUCACAGCAGUGAGGACGAGGAGGGAGAGGGUGGAGCCAACGAUGGCACGGUGGCCGUCAGCGACAUACCGCGCAUCAUGCCGGCAGCGAGUCAAAGCACGAGCGAGUCGCUGAGCGCAGUGGGCGGUGGCCACGGCGACGGCAGCCACAGCGACGCGUAUGGAAACAGCUCACAGGACGGAACGCUGAUGAUGCGUGAGUACGGGAUGGGAAGUGGCGGCGGCUCCAAGGCGUCCUUCACGCCGUUCGUUGACCCACGGGUCUACGGGACGUCACCGACCGAUGACGACAAAGACUCCGCCUCAGCGCUGUUCGCCGACGAGCUGCAGAAGCAGGAGCAGGAGCUGGAGCAGGCGCGACUCAACGAGGCCAGAAAGAUCUCCGUGGUCAACGUCAACCCGACCAACAUCAGGCCGCACAGCGACACGCCCGAGAUCCGCAAAUACAAGAAGCGCUUCAACUCUGAGAUCCUGUGUGCAGCACUAUGGGGCGUGAACCUGCUGGUGGGGACAGAGAACGGUCUGAUGCUGCUCGAUCGAAGUGGUCAGGGAAAAGUUUACAACCUGAUCAACCGACGGCGCUUCCAACAGAUGGACGUCCUGGAGGGACUCAACGUCCUGGUCACCAUCUCAGGGAAGAAGAACAAGCUGCGUGUUUAUUACCUGUCGUGGCUCAGGAACAGGAUCUUACACAACGACCCCGAGGUGGAGAAGAAACAGGGCUGGAUCACAGUGGGAGAACUGGAGGGCUGUGUUCACUACAAAGUCGUGAAGUACGAGAGGAUCAAGUUCCUGGUGAUCGCUUUGAAGAACUCGGUGGAGAUCUAUGCCUGGGCACCCAAACCUUACCACAAGUUCAUGGCCUUCAAGUCGUUCACAGAGCUGCAGCACCGGCCCCUGCUGGUCGACCUGACCGUGGAGGAAGGACAGAGGUUAAAGGUCAUCUACGGCUCCAGUGUGGGCUUCCACGUCAUCGAUGUGGACUCUGGAAACCCCUACGACAUCUACAUACCCUCACAUAUUCAGGGUCAGGUGACCCCGCACGCCAUCGUGGUUCUGCCCAAGACGGACGGCAUGGAGAUGCUGCUGUGCUACGAGGACGAGGGCGUCUACGUCAACACCUACGGACGCAUCACCAAAGACGUGGUGCUGCAGUGGGGCGAGAUGCCCACCUCCGUCGCCUACAUCCACUCCAACCAGAUCAUGGGCUGGGGAGAGAAGGCCAUUGAGAUCCGCUCCGUGGAGACGGGACACCUCGACGGAGUUUUCAUGCACAAGCGAGCUCAGCGAUUGAAGUUCCUGUCAGAGAGGAACGACAAGGUCUUCUUCGCCUCAGUUCGCUCCGGCGGCAGCAGCCAAGUCUUCUUCAUGACCCUGAACAGAAGCUCUAUGAUGAACUGGUAACCUUUGACCUCCUCGUCUUUGCUGAGAACAUCGCCCACCAUCAGGAGAGAGGGAAUUGUGUGUGUGUUUGUGUGUGUGUGUGUGUGAGACUAUGUGUGUGUUGAGGAUAUACGACGAGCUGCUGGACCCCACACCUGUAGGGGGCGCCACAGCCUCACUCUCUCUCUCUCUCUCUGCGGACUGUUGGACCACGGUGACGUUUGUCCCUGAGGACGUUAAAGGACAUGGACGCCGCGCCCGUGUCGCCUUUGACUUUCCCAUUGGAUUGAAUGGAGGAGUUCUUUUGUGUAGCACAUGAGUGAUUUUCUCACAGGGUUUCCCGACGUCCUCUGCCACACGGUGUCGUCUUAGUGAGUACGAACUUUGGUAUCUGUUAACGUAGCAUAAGUGACGUCGACAUCAACGCAACGCGGCGGACGUGAAGUCCACACAAUGUCCACGCUGAGGUGUUUUCCUGUCUGGCCUUGUGUGUGUGGACACACUAGCUUCAUCUUUUCCACCGCAACGAGACGCGACAGCGAGCCAAGUUCACAAUCGUCCGAAGCCGUUUUUUUUCGUUAUUGUGUGUUCCAGUGGUGCAGGGAGGUCGUAACAUCCCAGAAUCUUUAAAUUUGAACCUUUAUUUAAAACAGGCUACAUCCACACUAAUGAUAGUGAGUUCCAACGAUGAGUGUUUUCAGUAUAAUUAAAGUUACGUUUUCAGAUUUUUCAGCUUCUUACAUGUGAAUACUUUCUGAUUUCUUUGCUUCAUUUAAACAAAGAAAUCAUUCAAACGUUUGUGACAUUGGAAGUGUCAUCAUUUCCAGGUUUGACAAACACUGAUCAAUAUUUUCCGACUUUUUUAAGGGAGCAAACGAUGAAUGAAGAAAAUAAUCAACAAUGAAAGUAAUUGUGUACGUUCUUCAGAAGGGAAACUGAAAGUUUUGUGUUUUGUCGUCACAUCGUAGUCGUUGAGAAACGAUGUGAUGUGAUAAUUGUGUUAUUGUUACCUUUAAGUUUUCAAACACAACCAGAGCCAGCAGCAUUUUAUAUUUCUGGGUAUUUUUUUGUCUCCGGAGCAGAAUUUAGUGUGAACGUAGAGAAACCUGUGACAUCAAACAGCUGUGAUGCCGCUCCCGGUUGCGACUUCCAAGGGCAACUGGAACACGCUAUGACUUUUGUAGCAAAAAAAAUAGAAAGACAAGUACAUAAAUAAAUAAAUAAAGUGACAUCCGAGGCGUCAGAAAUCUGUGGUUAAUGUGUUUUCCGUUACCCGAAAAACAGCGGUUUCCUGGCGUGUUUUUCAGAUUGUAGAUAUUGUUAUUAUCGCUGCGAGAGACACACAAUCACAAAAUCACACAUCACAUCAAAUCGCACACCAGGAGUAGACGGUCGAUUUGAAAAAAAAUGUGGACGUAGUCUUCUGGUUUCUGUAGUGUGGAAGGAACUAUUUACUUUGACUGGCCACCAGGGGGCGACACCUUGUAUUGUCCGAUAGCAACCUGAUUGCAGAGUGACGUCUCAUUGUCGACAUUGAUGCUGGUUAAAUCACUAAAUCUGGAGGCUUGACCUGAGCGGCCGGUCACCAACACUUUUUUGAUGAAUUCUAUUUGUAGUCGGAACUCGGAAUUUCCAACUUGGAAACUUGGAGCAACUUUACCAAAACUUCACCACCGUAGAAACACUGCUACUUUUACCGCAAGUAGCACCUUUGUGGUUUUUGUUUCUCAGUGAAUCAGUCACAAAUUUGCAAAUCUGCGCAAAAAAAUACCACAUUGAGCGUUUUUUGUCGGCUGGUAUUAUCGGUAACAGCUAGCCCGACAUACUUCUGUGACUUCUUGUCUUGAACAUGAGGUUGACAUCACUCCUGAACACCUGAAUAAGAAAACACCUACUGCUGCCACCUUGUCGAAAUAGAUGCAAUACAUGUUAGGAAAUACACUUUUUUUUGUCUUUGUAAUAUCAUAUUUCUGACGUUUUACGUGAUUGACAGCUGGUGUUGUCCAAUAGGAGCCCGGUUCCAGGUGACGUCUGUGAAUUUUUGGGGGUUUUGUUUUGCGACCAGAAGACAACGUCCAUUUCUUACAUACAGUCUAUGUUUUUAGCUUCACUGCCUCCUGUUUGUUUUCUGCACAUUUUUACUGUUCACCGCACUCGUGUAAAUACUCACGUAAAUGUUAACGUAAGGACAAAAAGUCUCAGAACAUGAGAAGGAAGGUUUUUGUACGAAUGAAGACGUUCUCUGUAGUUCAUCACGUUCUGUUGAAGUGAACACUGGCAGGUCCUGGGAUGGUGAGAGAUAAACUUUUUGGAACUUCUCUUCACAUCUGGACUUUAAUCUGGUACACUGGAUCACGUCACAUUUUUCCAUUCCACUUUUCUAUAUUGUCCUUCUCCGUUUGCUCAUUUCUUUUUGAACAAGUGUAAGCGACGCGGUGGCGUCUAGUGCGGCUGAAGCCUUUUACAUGUGCGGGAUGUUAUUUGACACCCUGUGAAUAAAGGUGAGGAGGGGGCGGGGUCAAUUUGAGAGGUCAUAGACGACAAAUUAAGAUAUAAAUAUAUGUAAAGAGAGAGAGAUACUGUAAGAAUUUUCUUUCUGAUGAUAUCUUACCGACCAUUUAGAGGCAGACGGGGAAAAAAAUUAUGUUCACUUAUUAUUAUUAUUAUUAUUAUUAUUAUUAUUAUUAUUAUUAAUAAAGCUUAGUUGUCUUUCUACAGAAUAGAGAACAUAGCUAUAAGAAUUUCUUAAAAAAAAAGAAUACAAUGUUUUUAUUGUGGUAUUAUUUGUAUUUGUAUUUCAAUUUUUGUACGUAUAAAGACUGUGAACGUGUAUGCGUGAGUGUGUGUGUGCGUGAGUGUGUAGGCGAGCAGGUGUGUGUGUGGCAUGCAUGUGUGUGUAUGUUUUCACCUCGUCUGAAUCACCUGAAUCAGUCAGAAGACGACCUCAAGUCUGGUGACACACAUCUGUGAUGUUGGAAAUUGUACAAUAAAUGUCCUCUCCUUGUACAGCA
Molecule: messenger RNA, 7615 nt
Organism: Solea solea (common sole)
Lineage: Eukaryota; Metazoa; Chordata; Actinopteri; Pleuronectiformes; Soleidae
Gene: tnikb
Product: TRAF2 and NCK interacting kinase b
Exons: 33
Coding region: 387-4625 (1412 amino acids)
Biological process (GO): protein phosphorylation
Molecular function (GO): ATP binding; protein kinase activity
Source: RefSeq, a predicted model, not a curated record